CAAUGAUUUGAAGCAUAAAAAUACACAAUUCAUUUCGCGUUUCUCGUUUUUUUGCCAUACUUUCCGAAAAGAGAAAACGAGAAAUUUUCACUAGUAAUUCGUAAGAAAUAGUGGGUGUCCUUCCAAAAUUUAACUGCACACGAUUUAAAUCUAAUGGAUAGGAUUAAAUAAUUGUGUGGUUCUGUACGCAAGCGUAAUGAAGGAAGUGAAAAAGUGUCAGAAACUUGUUUCCCUAAAUUGAAAUGACGUGAAAAUACAAUUUUAUAUACUUUUAAGUGCGAAAUGUGUUUGUUGUUGUGCGUCUGAUUGUGAACCAUCAUGAUGCAAUCAACGUCGGAGGGAUGUAUGAACAUCGCCGAGCUCGCGAAUCAGCUGAGGCGAGAAAAGAUAUUUAUCAACUCUGAGAGGCAGCUGUUGCAAAAACUCAAUGAGGAGGUGGAGAAGCGGGCUCUGGAGCUGUUGCAGGUGGCCUGGGUGUGCUCGCAGCAGCGCCAGAACCUCACCAACUUGAUCACGUCAAGAUGUGAAGCUGACUCCAUAGCAUUUUGUCAGAGAGCUAGUCUCCUUGAAAGAGCAAUAUUCGUGGAUGCCUACAAAGUCUUGAAGUACAAGGAAGUAACAGCCCUAGGCGAGCUCCUAGGAUGGCUCCGGGAAUCUCCUCACCUAGUCUCCCUCUGCCUACUCCUAGGCGAGGACCACAUCCCGCCCAGUCUACCAUCAGCUCUAGUGGCCGGGCUGUACGGAAGUUGCCGGUCGGCUUCCGACAGGACUAGGUUCCUGGCCGUCGUCAGGUCGCUCAUCAAACACCAGUUGGCUACUUCGAGUGAUCCGAGAAAGUUGUUCCGCACAGGCAAGUGCGCCCUCUCCUCUCUAUACGCGGUAUACCGAGAUGGUCACACUCCAGCGCGCCAGUUCCUGGUAGCAGCGCUACAGAACCCCGUGAUGGCGGUGCUGCAUGAGGACGAGUUCUUCCUGGAUAUCGAUCCUGAUAAGGCUAUGGAGAGGUUCUCCCCAGCAGACAGAGUCAAGAAAUUCGGCCAGCCCAACAGCCAAGAGUACGCGGCUAAAGUAGCCCGGUACCGCAAGUGGACCAUUCAAUCGUUGUACAACCUCACCAGCAAGUUCAUCGCGUCCCUGAGAGAACACUGGCCCAACUUCCCCGCAACUAUUGCCUGGAUUGUACAGCAGAUUGUUCAUCUAUUGAAACAGCAUUCUAGAACAUCAGACCGCGAACUCCACGCGAUAUGCACGGACCUAAUACUGAAUCACUUCAUCUGCCCCGCCAUCGUGAACCCCGAGGCACACGGCGUGGUCGAGGUGCCGGUGUCGUACAUCGCGCGCUUCAACCUCAUACAGAUCGCGCAGAUCAUACAGAUGCUCUGCCUCGCCAAGUAUCAGGAGGUGGAAGCGAAAGUCCGCGAUGUGUACGUAAAGUUCGAGCGUUCCUGCGUAUGGACGCUGAUCGAGAACGUGGCGAGCGAGGCGUGGGCCAUGGCGCCCGCCGCCGCGCAGCCGCACGCCCACGCCGAGUCGCCGCGCAUCGCCACCGACGCGCGCCUGCACACCACCGUCGCGCUCUUCACGCCGCACGAUGCGCAGCUGUUGAUAACGUUUCUGAAGCGCAUUUCGUCGAAGCUGAACAACAAUACACCAAGCGUAACAGCUGACGAUCAGUCAAGUGGACCCGUCGCUGAGGCCGCAGCUUUAAGUAGUGAAUCCAGCAGUGAAAGUUCAAGUAACGGGGAAGCUUGUGCGAGCCGGCUAGCCGCCAUACUACACACUUCUGAACCCAACUACCGCAGCCGCCUACAUGACUUGCUAAGGAAGAUGCCUGACCUCUCUAAAUACAGGCAAUCCACACCAACAGAAUCAAAAGACCCGUCCCCAGUCGAGAACGGUCACUCCAACAAGAAGAGCAUACUCGCAAAAGUCCAAAGGCCUCGUCUACCCCGGAGUGCCAGUUCCAACUCCUCACUGGCCUCGUCCGGGGACGAUAAGCCGGUGAAUGGUAGUGGGAGUAAGGAGGACAGUCAGGUGGAACAGCUUGAGGUCCUGGUCAUCAAGCUGGCUAAUGUUGAGGAACAUGAUUAUGUGGGUCUGAUCCCCGAGUCGAAGGUUCUAGAAUGCUACUACGGCGGGUCUGAAGCGGGUGACGCAGACGACACGGGCUCCGCUCUCGCGGUCGCGGGCCCCGGCGCUCCUGUACAGAAGCGAACUAGGUUCUCAGUAUCCCACGACGAGGUAUCCCUCGGCAAUACAUCAGAUAAUUUAGAAGCGGUGUCAGAGGCGGCGUCCAAUCACAGCGUCACCUCAAGUCUGGAGCUUGAGACUGAAGAUCAGAACGAUAACUUGUCUGAUAUGGUAUCAGCCAACGUGAGCGGUCGCGGCAGCCCCAACAUCUCAGGUCGCGAGACGCCCUCCUCGCAAGUAACUGAAGGCGAAGCCGCCGAGCCGGCCCGACGAGCUGUCCCAGUCUCCGUGCACCAUGCUCACGCUAAACUCCUCAAGCAGACCAGGAACGAUAUCGAGGACAAGUUCUGCAAGUUUGAGAUUAAGAAGCUGCUGGAAGGCGACGAGACCAUCAGCAUAAUGUCAGACACGUGGAGCACGGACGUGCUUGCGUCAGACUCCGAGACCAUCGGCGACUCCUGCGACCAGACACAGGUCGCCGCCAGCCAGGGUACUAGCACGAGCAACACGAACGCGCCGGACGUAUCGGAGACGGCCAGCGAGUCCGCCUGGAGCAUGGACGUGCUGGCCUCCGAUAGCGACCGGAAUACUGAGGUGGACACGGACGACUGUGUGUCUGUAGCGGCGCGAUCAGACACGUCGUGGCCGCGUCGGCCGUCACAGCAAGAUGACCCGCCCUUCAGAAAUAAUAACCAUCAGAAUGGCAACGUGAAACGUGCUGAAGUUAGCAGUCCACGACACACUUCACGACCUAACUUAACUAACAGGUCAGGCUGCGGCUACCUAACAGCGACGGCAGCACUGUCCCGCGGCGGCGAGCUGGACCUGCCGCACGCGACGCACAACCACCACCAGUACAACAUCGAGAACAGGAAGAGCAUACUCGUUAAUGGUUACCCGGUGAUGACGUGCUACGCGACGUCAGCGCCGGAGAGCCCGAGCACGAGUGCGCCGGCGCCGAUGCCGCCUGACGUCUUCGACUUUGUGCCGCAAAACAGCAGUGGAGCUCAAACCGAAUCAACGUUGGACGCCAACAGCCAAUCAGACGCGACCAGCCAAUGGGUGGACGACAGCUUCCCCGCCCCCCACCACUCCCCCGACAGACCUUACCCCUCCACGUCCAAAUACGACCUCCCAUCCACCUCCAAACCUUAUGAUGACAAUGACAUGAUGGAUCGGUCACUAAACUCCAGCGAGAGUUCCUUCAACGCCAUGUACGGUGGACGAUUCGAUUCCGGUAUCGAUACAGAACGACCCGAAUCGGAAUCGAGAUCUACAAUCACUGAUUUGAUGACUCGAAUGAGUUCCGCGACAAUCUCAACAUCGGCCAACUUAGUUAAUAAUCUGACAUCUCGAAUAGUUAAGUCUGAGAUUCGUACGAGUAUCGUCAGUAUUUCGUCUUCUAAAAUCGAGAAGAAGAGGGAGGGGACGAGUAAUAUAUCGCUGAGUACGUUAUCAGUGAAUUCUGCUGAGACGUCGGUGUCCGAUAAGAGUUCGUCACAGGAUGUUAACUCGGAGAUCGUGACAGAAAGACGUGUCAGUCCACCGCCUGUCAAGAAUGUGUCUACUGGAGCUAUUCCUAAGAGCAUUAGUUUUGAUGCUACGGCCGAGAAGUCUCAAAGGAGACGUAUCGGUGAAGACGGUCUAGUGGGCAACUUGGACGAACUGAAGAAUAACGUGAAGCGCUCGGGCGGCAACCUGCUGCACAAGAUCAAGAUGUUCCGGCAGAAGGGACGCUCGCACACACAUCAUAAUGACGUAAAACUCCCCGAAGAAGAGAACCGCAGCGACGACGGCAGCCGACCAGACCUCGUCCCCGGGGAAAGUUCUGAGGAGAUCCUCGCCAAGUACAGGCGCAAGUGUUCCACGGAGUCCAGCGGCUCCAAGCACAAGCGCAGCCAGCGCCGCGUCUCCGACGUGCCUGAUGCUGAACUGGACAGAUGCGAGGGCGUGGUGGAUCUGAAUGACCCCGAGGUGUUCAACAGCAUGAAGCGCAAGCUGCGCCUGGUGCUGUCCAACCCUGACCUGCACUGCGAUGAGUACGUGCCUAAUCGCUGCACAAGCACGUCACUCGUGGAGUGGGUGCGGGCAGCGGGCGCCGGGGCGGCGGGCGAGGCGGGCGCGGCGCACGCGCAUGAACUAGCCCGCGCGCUCGGCCACAGCGCGGGGCUGGCGGCGCGGCUGGCGGCGGCGCUGCGGGCUGAUCUGGCAGCACGCCGCCCGUAUGCUGCGUAUCUAGCGUCGUGUAGGGCAGCCCUUGCGCAUAGUGAUCAUGCGCUCACCAGGCAGAUCCGCCAAGUCCGCGAAGAAUGCUGCUGGUGCUGCCGCGCCGCUGCCGCAGCCCGCGUGCUGGAGCAGCUCGAGCGCGGCAGUGCGCUGCGCCGCCUCGCGCGGCACCACCACGCGCACGCCAAGCACGCCAUGCACCACGGGGGUGAACUGAUGGAUGACAAAGCACCAAGACUGACUGCUAGCAUUAAAGCUAUCACGGCUGAAAUAAAGGCAGACCCCUCCUGGGAAGGUGCUACCCCCACGUUACUGGAGAGUGCGGAGGUGACGGUAGAACGCGCGGCGUUCGCGAGACUGUACCUGCACGUGCUGUUCCCGAAUGGGGACGGAGACAUCGCGAGGGAUCAGGUGCUAAGCGAGCACAUCCGUCGCGUGUCGAGCGUGACGUCGGCGCGGGCGUGCGGCGUCGCGGCGCCGCACCGCUGGGCCGCGCCCUACCCGCGGGCACAGCGCCAUCUGCGCCACCUGCCCGUCUACAGGACGCCCAGGGAUAAGCUGUCGUGUAUAAUGCGUUGCGUGACGUCGAUCAUGGCGGUGCUGGGGCUGACGGAGGGCAGCACUCCCUCCGCCGACGACCUCACGCCCGUGCUCGUCUAUGUUAUACUCAAGGUAAACCCACCAUCACUUCUCUCAACGAUCGAGCUGGUAAACGCCCUCGGCGGUUCCGCCCUCCAGGGCGAAGCCCUAUACUGGUGGACACAGUUCUGCGCCGCCGUCGCCUACAUCAAGACCAUGGACUACCCGCGGCCAGACAACAACGAUACCUAGCCCAUACAGACGCGCCUGAUUUCAGCGCGUGUUCCGGAUACAAAAUUGGAAAUCAUUCGCCGCCCUCGGUGCCACUCCGUAUAAGCAACGAUAUAGGACAAGUAAUAUUAUACUCGCUAUUUUAUUACAUCGCUCAUGUAGGAAUCUUACUAUCACAUCUUUGAAAAUUUAGCUUUUCUGUAAACCAUGAGGCCUAUUCGAAUAAACCCAGUGGGUAAGCUAAGUUCAUACCUGAACUAUAUUAGAAUAUUUCACUAGUCAAAAAAUAUAAAAAAAAAACUUCUUUUUUGCCUAUAGAUGUGAUAACUAAAAACUGUUUUGCUUAUAAAGUGAAUGGCAUUCCAAAAUCUCAUAGAAAAUCAACUCAUAUUAAUCAAAAUACAUUGUACAUUUAAAGCAUUUUUAUAUAACUCUCGAAUCAUUGCAUUUCAGUAGAAAAACUUUUACUGUACACAUAGCGAAUAUCAAUUUAAAUAUUACAUCAAAUCAUUAUAACAAUAAUGUAAAAUAUAUGCUUCAAGUAACUCAAUAAUCUCUGACUAUUAAAAUUUGUGUAAUUUAAAAGAACUAAAAAUGACAAUCGCGUUUGAAAUCAUGAACCAAAAAUGAAAUCAAUAUACUGCGGAUUGCCAUAACCGAUCCAUCCAUAAUUUGUAUGAAGCUAAUGUCGGUUAUUGCAAUCCGCAGAUAGUCAAUUGUGUGGUAUCCAAUUUUACGCAAAGUUUUAUUAGUUUGAAUAUAAGCUUAUAUUAUGAAUGUAGCUGUAGGCUUAAGGAUCCAAGUUAACUAAUUAUGUAAUAGAUGAUUAUCGUAAGGUGUGCGUUCAUGAUCAUAUAAAUAACCCAUGGUCUGGGUUAAACUGAAUCUUUGAUUUCCUAUUAUUUAUAGUCUUCUAGAUAAUAUCCUCACUUAUUAUUCCGUAAUUAUUUGCGCUAUUUCCAAAUUAUUUUAAAAAUCUACCAAUCAUGGAAGUUUUUCUAUGUGAAAUUGUGCCAAUUCUACCAUUUAGGUAGGAAAUGAUCGUGAAAGUGAAUAAAGAUAUGUUUUAAUUAUUUCUGAAGUAAGCAAAAAUAUUCUCAUAACAUUUGAUUUGAUAGGAUUUUAUCUAGAAGAGAAAUGUUUAAACAUUUGUAAUAUAAUACAAUCGUUAUUAUUAUACAUAAGUGUAUUGUGUUUAUUCAACUGUUUUUAUAUAUUUUGAAUGGGCGUUCAGUAUCGCGGGAGUGGCCUAACCAUUCAUUAUGUUGUUGGUUUAUUUAUUAGUGUCUAAUGAGUCUCAACUUAUAAAAAUAUGCAGCCAUAUACCAAGAUUGCCUAUCAUCAGAAAAACUGCAAAAUAUUUAAAUAAAGGUCUAUCUGUCACUGAACAUAAAUUAAUGGCAAAUUAGUCUAUAUCUCAUAACGCUCUGGUAGAGCCUGCAUAUUUUGUUUUUAAAGUUGUGACUCGUGUAGACAAUAUUAAUGUUGAUUUUGUUCAACCAGUGUGUUGCAACCGCGUAUAUUCAUGUCGGCUAAGAUAUUUUUGUUAUUAAUACUCGAAAGCUAAAAACUUUAUAAAAUAGCCAAAAAUAUAUAUAAAAGUAAUUGUUUUCAGCGUGAGACAAUAUCCCCGCUUGCAACACACAUUCGUUUAUAAGAUAUAUUUAUAUUUUGUUUCCAUGUACCUGUAUAGAACGUUAGGGUCGCCGCCGACCCUCCUGCGCACUGUUACCUAAUACGACAUCUCGAUUGGACUGUGAUUUUAGAGUCGGAUAUAAUACUCGAAAAUGUGUAUUUUUGAAAAUGAUGUAGGUAUCUAAAGGUGUGAUAAGUAAUAUAAAAAAAGAUAUCGAAAAUAAGAGGCCGAUUUUAAUAAUAUAAUUUAUUGGAAAGUGUACAUUUGAUAGUUUAGUGUGUAACUUAGGUUCAACUAGUAAUAUAGCGGUUUAACUCGCUCAUGUAAACUUUACUCCAUGUAAUCAUUGAGAAAACCCCGUAAUCAAAAUAUCAUCAACUCUCAUUACUAGCGUAGAUGUAAGUUAAGUUUUAUUCGUUGUCUAAGCACCGGUUUACUUCGCACCCCGAUUUAAAAGACACUAUUUUUGAACUAACUUAGUAUGUAAUGGAAUCUAAUAAAACAGUAGGAUGACUACGUAAUUAUUUUGAGCGUCAGAAACCCAUGCUUCGUUGUAACGCCAAGUCUUAGUUCUCAGAUGUAAAUUGAAAAUAUUCUUCAGAAUAGUUAAAAUAUACCUAGAAAAAAAACUAAUACAUUCGAUAGCUAAAAGCUGGCGCACAUAGAAAAUAUUUAAUAGGUACACAAGUUAGGGUCUAGCCCUAUCCUAAACUUAACCAUUUUCCGACAGGAUAGUUGUCAAAUACAUUAGUUUCAACUCUAAUUCUUAUCAUGAAAAUUUCAGCCCUGACAUAAUAGCUUUUGAAUAUCUUGCCCAGUAGUCAGGCGUAUAGAGUAUGUAGGAAGCGCUGCCACACGGCUCGUGUAAACAUGUACCUAAUGUAAUCAGAGCAAUGAAAUAUAUUUAGCAAUAAUAA
Messenger RNA from Helicoverpa zea (corn earworm), 7779 nucleotides. RefSeq names its product GTPase-activating protein and VPS9 domain-containing protein 1 (gene Gapvd1). Gene Ontology annotation, molecular function: small GTPase binding; guanyl-nucleotide exchange factor activity. The record is from RefSeq and is a predicted model, not a curated record. Gene Ontology annotation, biological process: vesicle-mediated transport; regulation of GTPase activity. The transcript has 30 exons. NCBI's taxonomy places the organism in Eukaryota, Metazoa, Arthropoda, Insecta, Lepidoptera, Noctuidae. Bases 319 to 5247 code for a protein of 1642 amino acids. Gene Ontology annotation, cellular component: endocytic vesicle; cytosol.